This is a messenger RNA of Rangifer tarandus platyrhynchus (Svalbard reindeer), 312 nucleotides long. The record is from the annotation of a GenBank genome assembly. Lineage: Eukaryota; Metazoa; Chordata; Mammalia; Artiodactyla; Cervidae.
AUGUUUCCAAAGGAUAGCCUUAUACUCCCCUCCCCACCUAAAUUCUAUCCAUCUCAUCCUUUGGUUUGCUGUAAGUUCUCUAAGGUAGCAUGGAUUAGGUUCAGGGAAAAUGUGCAGAGAGUUGCCGGCUCCGAGCUGUUCUCCGCCAUAAGGUGGAUUACAGAAAAAGUGGGCCCUUUUCAGCGACUGAAAAUGCUGGAAUCCUGUAGCUGGCUUGCAAGCAGCCGCCGGCCCCUGCUGUGGCCCAUCCUCCACGAUCUGCUGGCCGUUCGAGGGGUAAAGACUGCCUGCAGGAAGGCGGGGGAUUGGUAG